Molecule: messenger RNA, 1792 nt
Organism: Closterium sp. NIES-67
Lineage: Eukaryota; Viridiplantae; Streptophyta; Zygnematophyceae; Desmidiales; Closteriaceae
Source: the annotation of a GenBank genome assembly
CAACUUGCAUAAUAUAUUGUCGUGAAAAAAUCCUCAGCUAGUAGUUGCUAAAGCGUACAUUUGAGCGAAACACAUCUGCACUCAAGGCGGAUUUCCUGGAGGCGGGCUGGUAAUCUGCAUGAGACAGAAGCUCUCCAUAGUUUUCAGGCAGCUCUCCUCCAAUCGCUGGUUCCUCGUUUCGUCGCCAUGGCCGUCCACGUGAGCCGCCUACCGUCACUUCCCCCGUGCGCGUCCGCUUCCCCUCCGCCUCCCCCCACGCCCCUCCUAUGCGCGCAGUCCGCGUCUUCUCGCAUCUCCGCCGUCCGCUUUCCAUCGGCGCCUGGGCACGAUCGAGGAUGUACCGCUCGCGGCGGCGGCGGGCGGGAGGGAAGCAUUAGCAGCGGCGGAUCGAGCCGCAAGCGCGCCGCCGCAAUCGUAGCGGGAGCCGCCGCGAAUCGGGUAGGCGGGCAGGGUGGCAGCGGCGGCGGCGGCGGCGAAAGCUUUGACGGUAGUGACGGCAGUGCCGCGAGCAGAAGCAAUGCGGGCCGAAAUAACGGCGCGGAGCGGAUCGAUGCUAGCGCGGACCGCCUGGAAGAUCUAGAGGCCGUGGAUCGACUAGCGCGCGAGCUGGCCGCCGCAGCAGCAGCGGGAGAGCCGGGGAACGAGGGUACUAGGGGCAGCGCGGCGAAGGAGGAGGAGGAGGAGGAGGAGGAGGAGGAGGAGGAGGAGGAGGAGGAGGAGGAGGAGGAGGAGGAGGAGGAGGAGGAGCGACAGGCGGGCAGGAAGACGACAGGGCAGGUCGGUCGGGGGCAAGACGAGGCGGACGGAGCGGUAGCGGGGACGGCGGAGGGUUGGGGGGAGACGGGGGAGAGGCGGGGCGGGGAGAAGGACGGGGCGGAUGGGCUGGAUGGGGCGGAUGAGUCGGCGUCGUGGAUCGGAUCGACUGUAGCAUUCGCGGAGGAGGACGACCAGGGCCGCAAGUACCUGGAGGUGCUGGUUACCAGUGUGCAUCGCGUCGACCACGGCAUGGUGGUGGGCGUGCUGUGUUCGCCGGCCAACAGGGGUCCGCCAGUGGACGCGUGUCGCGAGUUCCCGCUCUUCCUCAACGCCCUCAUUGCAGCGCCCUGCCACGACGCCAUGCAGCGCGGCGGCCUGCCCAAUGCGCUGGAGGGGCUUGAGAGGUUGAACGACCUCGACUUGCAGCGGACACUGGUGCAUGCUUUUAACGAGGAUGUGGGGGCGGUCUCGUUUGUGCUGCUGGAUGAGAAGACAGGGGAGAUUAGACGCGUGGACUCCUCAUUCCCACAGGCCAUGGCGCUUGCACUGCGGUACCGGCAGCCGUUGCGGGUGGAGCGGCGGUGCAUUCUGGCGUCGAAUCGAGACUUCAUCGAGCGCAUGCUGCUCAACCCCAUCGCACGAGAGGCGGACAAUGAUGCAUCGUUGCUGGCGGAUUUGGCGCAGCGCAUGCGAGAGCUGGAGAUGAGACCGCUUGAGCUCAAGGCCCAAUUAGACGCUGCUAUCAGCGCAGAAGAGUACGAGCGCGCUGCCCAGCUCAAGGCAGCACUUGUGGCGGAGGAGCGGGUGGCGGACGCGCGGCUCUUCUCGCUGCUGGCUGAAGUGAAGCGCCUCUACCUAGACCGCGUCUCCGUCUUCUUCAAACUCUAGCAUGGCACAGCUGCAGCGAAAUGGUUGCAAGACCUGAACCGCCUGCCGAAAGUAGCUUAGUGGAUAGUUUCGUCAGUUCAUCAUCAGUAGUUUCUCACCACAUUGAAAUGCUCGAGGGUUUGAUGACAAAAAAACAAACCUGAUAUUA